Molecule: messenger RNA, 729 nt
Organism: Ambispora leptoticha
Lineage: Eukaryota; Fungi; Glomeromycota; Glomeromycetes; Archaeosporales; Ambisporaceae
Source: the annotation of a GenBank genome assembly
AUGCGUUCCGUAAAUGUCUUGUUACUCGUUGCUUCUCUUUCGUUGAUGGUUGCAAAUGUUGCAUCGCAAUCGUCCAAUUUACCCGGUGUUUUAGUAGGAUAUCCCACAAGUGAUCAGAGUUUUUCAUGUGGAGGCACAAUGAACGUUGGUAUUCUUCCAGGGCCCGAUGUUAUAUCUAUUACCACCAUUCAGCUAGGUAUUGCUGGUGUAAAAGGGGUUCCAAUGGAUUGUACCCCUACACCAGGCAAACCUCCCAUGUCAUAUUAUUCAUGUAAAAUGCCCUCCACAUCGGAUUUCUGCAGUGGCCGUUCAUAUGAUGUUGCAAUCACCAGCAACAAUGGGAAAUCCACUAAUGCAUUCAAUGGACAAUCAGCCACAUUCACAAUUGGUAAUCCCGGAAAUUAUGGUAUUGUUUUCACUGGUCCCCAACUCGCUUCUGUUUACAAGUGCAGUGACACCGUCAACGUUACAUGGACUGAUCCAUUCAACGUGUAUGCUGGAAGAACUUUCAGUUCUUUUGUCCUUACAGUGUUCGAUUCUCAAGGAAACUAUCAUAAUCCAGGGAACAUUCCGAACACUGUAGGUGUUUUAAAGGUUGAUCAGGGCUAUUUCACUUUCAAACUUAACUCGGUUGUUCCCGUUACCCAAGCUAGAGGAUACCAAUUCAACGCCGGAAUCGAUGGAAACAUUUAUACCUCCCCUCCCUUUUUCAUUUAUGACAGUUGCUGA